CUGAAUGCUCCAAAUCUUUGACAAAACAAUCUUAGGAAUAAAAAGAUCUUCGUUACAAGAAAGGAAUGAUUUUAAUUUAUCUUUUAUCCAAUAAACAUUCAUUAGAUGCCACGUAGAGAUAGGUAGAUACGAGGUGUCAGCGUAAUAGCUCGACAUCAGAAUACACGAACAACGAAACAGUGACGCUUUCUAAAAAUAAGCAUCAGCACCGUUCUUCUCUUCACUUGCUUCUGUUCAUUCUUCUAUUUGGAUUUCUAGAAUCUUCUCUUCAGACCUGAAACCAUGGGGGUUCGGUUCUUCCAGAACCCGAUGCCCGAAUUCGUACCCGAAGCGACGCCGUCUACUCCGCAGGAGCAAGAAGAAGCGCUCACAGUAGGGGACUCACUCACGAAGCUCCUGGCCAUGCCCUACGCGCCACUCUCGGAGCGUCUCAAGCGCGCUGCUCUAGACCUCAAAGAAACGAUAGUGAUAGAAACGUGGGGAGUAUCUGGGCAAAAAGAUGGAGACUUUACUCUCUACUGCGGCGUUCUGGGCACGGCUUUUCUGCUCUUGAAGUCUUACGAAGUGACACGCAACGGGAACGAUCUUUCUCUUUGCUCUCAGAUUGUGAAGGCUUGCGAUGCCGCUUCCCUUGGUUCCAGGGAUGUGACCUUUAUUUGUGGGCGUGCCGGCGUGUGCUCUCUCGGUGCCGUUGUUGCAAAACACGCCGGCGAUGAUGAGUCCUUGAGGUACUACUUGGCUCAGUUCGAAAAGAUUAAGCUACCAAAAGAUCUUCCUGACGAGUUGUUAUAUGGGAGAGUUGGUUUUCUGUGGGCCUGUUUGUUCCUAAACAAGCACCUUGGUCAGGGGACAGUUCCUUCCAGCUAUACAGUGGGUUUGGCUAUGGUUGUUGAUGAAGUCAUUAAAAGUGGAAGGAGGAUGGGUAGAAAGGGAAGGUGCCCAUUGAUGUAUGAAUGGUAUGGGGAGAAGUAUUGGGGUGCUGCGCAUGGAUUGGCUGGGAUUAUGCAUGUGCUGAUGGAUAUGGAGUUGAAGCCAGAUGAAGUUGAGGACGUUAAGGGAACUCUGAAAUACAUGAUAAGCAAUAAAUUUUCCAGUGGAAACUAUCCCGCUAGUGAAGAUGAUAGGAAGAGCGAUGUUCUUGUGCAUUGGUGUCAUGGAGCUCCAGGGAUAGCCCUUACACUUGUCAAAGCAGCUAAGGUUUUUGGAGAUAAAGAAUUCUUGGAUGCAGCUAUGGAAGCAGGAGAGGUGGUUUGGAAUCGUGGUCUGCUGAAGAAAGUUGGGAUAUGCCAUGGCAUAAGUGGGAAUGCAUAUGUGUUUCUGUCACUGUACCAACUUACAAGGGAUGUGAAGCAUCUAUACAGAGCCAAGGCUUUUGCUUGCUUUUUGCUUGACAGUGCUCAUAAGCUGAUAUCUGAAGGUGAAAUGCAUGGAGGUGAUAGACCAUAUUCAUUGUUUGAAGGGAAAGGAGGCAUGGCUUAUCUUUUCUUGGAUAUGAUCGAUCCUUCCCAGUCUAAAUUUCCAGCGUAUGAGCUCUGAGAAUAUACAUAGUUUCAAAAUGAGGCCUUUUGUUAUGUGUAGUGGUAUAAGUUUGGAGUCUCAUUAUCUUGUGAAGUAAAUGAGCUUAGGUUCUUAUGAAACAACUAUGAUGUGGCAACCAUAGGUUUCAAAAUUUACAAUCAGUAUGUGAAGCUAAGACUGGCCGAAAAUUACUCA
Molecule: messenger RNA, 1713 nt
Organism: Vigna umbellata (rice bean)
Lineage: Eukaryota; Viridiplantae; Streptophyta; Magnoliopsida; Fabales; Fabaceae
Source: RefSeq, a predicted model, not a curated record